Molecule: messenger RNA, 1675 nt
Organism: Aureobasidium musti
Lineage: Eukaryota; Fungi; Ascomycota; Dothideomycetes; Dothideales; Saccotheciaceae
Source: the annotation of a GenBank genome assembly
CAUCCUUAUCAUGCGCUUUUCACUGCUUCAGAUCAGCGCCGCCCUCGGGUUGGCUGCCUCGGUCAGUGCCUCGUCACCUGGCCGCAAUGUUUUCGAACGCGCCGAGCAAUUGAGAGCAAAGGCUCCAAUCAUUGAGAAAAGAGAGAUUGGCAAGCCUUUCGAGCACCCCAGACUUCAGAAGAGAGCUUCGCCCUACCUCAACAACGUGACCGAGAAUGACAGANNGUUCUGGGUUAACGGCUCUGCUAUCCCCGAUGUCAACUUCAACGUUGGCGAGUCGUACGCUGGUCUCCUGCCCAUCAGCGGCGCAGCCAACGAGACUCGCGAGCUCUUCUUCUGGUUCUUCCCCACGACCAACCCCAACGCCACAGAAGAGAUUGCUAUCUGGUUCAAUGGUGGUCCUGGCUGCAGUUCGCUCAGCGGUCUUUUGACUGAGAACGGUCCAUUCACCUGGGAAGCUGGAACCCUUGAGCCUGUAAGCAAUCCAUACACGUGGGUCAAUCUCACAAACAUGCUUUGGGUUGAGCAACCUGUUGGUGUCGGCUUCUCUCAAGGUGUCCCCAAUAUCACCAACGAAGUCGAGCUUGGUCUUGAAUUCAUCGGUUUCUACAAGCAAUUCGUCGACGCUUUCAACCUCCACAACUGGAAGGUCUACUUGACUGGCGAAUCCUAUGCAGGUUUCUAUGUACCUUACAUCGCUGAUGCUUUCAUCACUGCCGCCGAUACCGGAAUCGCUAUCAACGACCCCAUCAUAGGCGAUGAGACAGCCCAGCAGCAGGCCGUUAUCGUUCCAUUUGUCGACUACUGGGAGAAUCUGAUUUACCUCAACGAGACCUUCUUGCAGCAGAUUCACGACCGUGCCGACCAGUGCAACUACACGUCGUACCUGGAGAAGUAUCUUACUUUCCCUCCUCCUCAGGAGAAAUUCCCAACCCUUCCCGAUCCGUAUAAUUCCGACACAUACGCCUGCGAUAUGUUCGACACCGUAUACGAGGCUGUCCUGGAGGUUAACCCCUGCUUCAACAUCUACCACAUUACCGAGACUUGCCCUCACCCUUGGUCUGUUCUUGGUGGUGUCAAUACCGGCGACUACAUCCCCUCUGGAGAGGUCGUCUACUUCAACCGCACCGAUGUUCAGAAGGCCAUCAACGCUCCUGUUGGUACCAACUGGCAGCAAUGCAGCAGUAUCAACGUCUUUGGUGGUGCCACCAACAACCAGUCCCUGAGCGAUACCAGCAAGGGUCCUGCCACUGAUGGCGUUCUCCAGCGUGUUAUCGAGUACACCAACAACACUAUCAUCGGCUCUGGUAACCUUGACAUGCUCCUCUCUACCAACGGCACUCUUCUUGCCAUUCAAGGCAUGUCCUGGAAUGGAAAGCAAGGUCUUCAGGAGUAUCCUGGUAAGGAGUUUAUCGUCCCCUACCACCCCGAAUACAACGGCGGUGCUCUCUCCGGAGCUGGCAAGGUUGGGUACUGGGGCUCCGAAAGAGGUCUUACUUUCUACCAAGUUCAGCUUGCCGGACACGAGCUUCCGGGCUACGCUCCUGGCGCUGCCUACCGUGCCAUUGAGCUCCUUCUUGGUCGCAUCGACUCUUUCGCCACUGAAGGAGACUUUACUACUCAGACUGGUAACUUCACCGGUAACGGUACCAUCUAUGCCCAGCAGAAGAUGUUU